Molecule: messenger RNA, 4527 nt
Organism: Tupaia belangeri chinensis (Chinese tree shrew)
Lineage: Eukaryota; Metazoa; Chordata; Mammalia; Scandentia; Tupaiidae
Gene: GPRC5B
Product: G protein-coupled receptor class C group 5 member B
Exons: 3
Coding region: 35-1309 (424 amino acids)
Biological process (GO): G protein-coupled receptor signaling pathway
Cellular component (GO): extracellular exosome; intracellular membrane-bounded organelle; signaling receptor complex
Molecular function (GO): protein kinase binding; protein kinase activator activity; G protein-coupled receptor activity
Source: RefSeq, a predicted model, not a curated record
GGCCAAAGGCACUCCGUGGACUGGCGGGUUUGAAAUGAGGUGGGUCUUCAAGAAGUUGGGCAAGCGAGGGUCUUACCAUGAAGCGAUCCUGUCCCCCAACCAUGCCCCUUACUUUUCCAGAACACUCGUGGUGUCAGAGAGAAAGAUGAGAACCCACCAGGUGUUCGCCUUCCUCCUGCUCUUCGUGGUCGCCUCCGGGGCCUCUGAAAACGCCAGCACGUCCCGGGGCUGCGGGCUGGACCUCCUCCCUCAGUACGUGUCCUUGUGCGACCUGGACGCCAUCUGGGGCAUCGUGGUGGAGGCGGUGGCCGGGGCGGGCGCCCUGAUCACGCUGCUCCUCAUGCUCAUCCUCCUGGUGCGGCUGCCGUUCAUCAAGGACAAGGAGAAGAAGAACCCCGUGGGCCUCCACUUCCUCUUCCUUCUGGGGACCCUGGGCAUCUUUGGGCUGACCUUUGCCUUCAUCAUCCGGGAGGACGAGACUAUCUGCUCUGUACGCCGCUUCCUCUGGGGCGUCCUCUUCGCGCUCUGCUUCUCCUGCCUGCUGAGCCAGGCAUGGCGCGUGCGGAGGCUGGUGCGCCAUGGCACGAGCCCGGCCGGCUGGCAGCUGGUGUGCCUGGCGCUGUGCCUGAUGCUGGUGCAGGUCAUCAUCGCCAUCGAGUGGCUGGUACUGACCGUGCUACGCGACGCCAAGCAGGCCUGUGCCUACGAGCCCAUGGACUUUGUCAUGGCCCUCAUCUACGACAUGGUACUGCUCGUGGCCACGCUGGGGCUGGCCCUCUUCACGCUGUGCGGCAAGUUCAAGAGGUGGAAGCUCAAUGGGGCCUUCGUCCUGAUCACGGCCUUCCUCUCUGUGCUCAUCUGGGUGGCCUGGAUGACCAUGUACCUCUUUGGAAAUGCCAAGCUGCAGCGGGCAGACACCUGGGGCGACCCCACCUUGGCCAUCACGCUGGUGGCCAGCGGCUGGGUCUUUGUCAUCUUCCACGCCAUCCCUGAGAUCCACUGCACCCUCCUUCCGGCCCUGCAGGAAAACACGCCCAACUACUUCGACACAUCGCAGCCGAGGAUGCGGGAGACGGCCUUCGAGGAGGACGUGCAGCUGCCGCGGGCCUACAUGGAGAACAAGGCCUUCUCCAUGGAUGAACACAAUGCAGCUCUCCGAACAGCAGGAUUUCGCAACGGCAGCUUGGGAAACAGACCCAGCGCUCCGUUUAGAAGCAAUGUGUAUCAGCCAACUGAGAUGGCCGUUGUGCUCAAUGGCGGGACUAUCCCAACUGCUCCGCCAAGUCACACUGGAAGACACCUCUGGUGAAAGACUUUUAAGUUCCAGAGAAUAAGAAUCUCUUACCGAUUUUAUUCCCUGGCUGUGUCUUUCUUGAGGGAGAAAUCGGUAACAGUAGCCGAACAAGGCCGCCUCACAGCCAGGAGAUUUGGAAAUCCUAGCCAAGGGGAUUUCAUGUAAAUGUGAACACUGAUGAACUGAAAAGCUAACACCCACUGCCCUCCCUCCCCUGCCAUGUGUACACACACACACACACACACACAUAAUACCAGACCAACCUCGAUCCCCGCAAACUAAAGCAAAGCUAAUUGCAGACAGUAUUAGGUUCACGCAAAAAUGUGGCUGGGAAGGCUGUUUCAUCCUCUGGGAGAGAACAGAAGCACAUUCACAGCUGGUGGGCCAGGCUGGGAUUGGUUGGAUACAGGAGGGCCCCUACCCCACGGCCCCUCCCCAGCAAGUGCUGGGCCCUAGGUGGCCCCCUAGGUGGCACACGUCCUAUUCGUGGAGGAGUAAUGGGGACUUUUCCACCAGCUUGCUUGGUGGUUUGUACAUUUCAAGGGGGUCAGGAGAGUUAAGGAGGAUGUGGGUGUGAGUCUAAGGUUGAGGCCCAACCAAAUAGCGGGGUGAGCUAUAUAGCCAGUAGUGGUAGAGAGACCCUGACAUGUGCCAAAGAAGAGGCACUCUGGAUGCUGAACUGACACCAUCACAUUUAGAAAGUGGUGACCAACCACUGUUCCUUCUGGGGGCCUCUUUCUGUAGUGCCUAUGGCGAGAAAGUGAGUCCCACCCCUUCCCCUGUGGAGCCAUGGAACUACUCCGGCUUGGAACAGCAGUUCCUUCUCACUUCAAAAUUCUCCCUGUUGGUGCACUUCCAGGUGCUCCUCCACACCCUUCCCCAACACCAUUCCCAUGUUCACUUCAAAAGCUCAGAGGCACCACCAGCUUCAAGCCCUUCCAGGAAGCAGGUCGGAAGGCGGGUGCCACAGCAGGUUUCCACACCGAUGCCACGUCGUGGGGCUCCCGGGGUGCCCUCUAGGAUGGAGAGAUGGUUUCCUGCUGCCUAGCCAGCAGUGACUUCUCGGGUCUUUUCCGUUGGUAAUGGUGACGGUUCCAGGAUGGAACGGAUCACGUGAGCAUUUCUUGCUGCUUUUGGAGGGCUCUAGUACAUUUCGUCUUGGUUUUCCAUGGGCUCCAUGAAAACUGCUCUCUUCAAAGCCCAUUAUUUCUGUCAUGGUUUUCAUCUGUCCUGAGCAAGUCAUUCCUUUGUUAUUUGGCAUUCCAAACAUCUCGGCCAUUAAAAGCCCCACGUUCUCUGCACUGUUUGGCCAGCAUAAUCACUAGCAAGAUUCAAAGCAGUUUUAGCCCGAUGGCAUGGAAUGUAUCAAUGACAGUGGGUCCUUCUGCAGAUACUCUAAUCGCUACAUUGCUUUUUCUAUAAAAUUACCCGUGAGCCUUUAACCUUUAAAGAAAAUGAAAAAGGUUAGUGUUUGGGAAUGGGGGUGGGGGGAAAACCAACCUCUUCGUGAGCCAGUAUGACUGAGCUGAGUAUGUUUUAAUAAACCUUCUGAUUUUUCUCGAGGCCCUGGUCUCUGCUGUGUCCCCUUCCCACCCCCUGAUCCUUGCAGAGCACUGGGUGAAAUGAGGCCAAUCUGGCCAUCUCUGGGUGGCUUUCCCGCAAGUGUUCCUUCCGGCUUGUGCUUUUCCUCAUGCAUGGGGAAGAAAAAGCAUGGCCCCAGAAUGCCGCCUCUACCUGGCCUUCCGGAAGCACAGCCCCGCCCACAGCAUGUGCUUGCUUGUAAAGAAUCAGAUUCCAGUCCUCUGCUCCAGACCAUCGUUGGGUGGACUGAGAACCACAGGGAGGAGUGGGAGGGGCAGAAGUCAGGACCUGGGCUGGGCAUGGGGCAGGGGGGCAGUUGCAUGCAGACCCAGUAUUGUGAAGAUAAAGAAAUCUCCGAACGCCUCAGUCCAAUCCAGUGAAAAAUUCUUGUACCAGGAAAUGGUUGCUCACCCCCGCUCUCUGGAGUCCUUUGGAGCUUUCUGAUACCAUCAGUGACUCAGUCUGCAAGAGCCCCCCUUGCAGAAAGGAGCAAUUCACACGAUUGUUUUCUCUCUAAGCUCUUUGUUGUCCGUGCACAGCAGAAACAGCUUCCAGUGAAAAGUAACGUUUCCCCAGUGCAAAAAUGGAGCCAUCUUUGAGUCAUGGGAAACCUCACCUAAUGAGACCUGGUUUUCCUCCCAUUUUACAUCUCUGACAUGUUAUUGCGCUUCUGGGUUUUGUUUUAUUUUGGCUUUAAAGUCCAAAGUGGGCUGAAUGCCCUCACAAUGGAGGCAGAGGUGGGAGUGAGGGGAGAAGGGAGAACACGUAUUUUUCUAAUGACCUUUCACCUGAAGAGUACCAAGAGCCAUCUUUGCCAAGAGACUGAACGCCAGCUGCCCCCAGGGAGUAAGGUUUAAACACAAAACAAAAUGGCACCUCUGUUUAAGAUCUGGCUAUGUAAGCAAGACUUGUUUGGGGAAAACAACGUGGAAGGAGAGUAUCUGAUCAAAACCCCUAAUUGUAAGCACAAAUCUUUCCAUGUCCAGUUAUUAAAAUCGCUUUGGGACUAUAACAGCCACUCUGGUCCGCCCUCUUAAUGGAAAGCUGCCGUUCUAUCCUGGACUUCUCCACUUGAGGUGGAAGGUAGAAGAGGCAAUCAGCUCCGAGAACUCACAGACCGGAAAGAUUGGCGCGUCUCAGGUGUUGCCCGGGUUUGUGAUGUGGAUGCUUGAAGCUGGCUGUCCAAGGCUUUGCUAGCGCCGAUGUCAUGGAGCCUGCAAGUACGAGCCUAAAGUGGGGGUGGUCUUCUUGGUUGUCUGAGGUGGAGUCGAAUGCCUCAGGCCAAACCCCAAACUGAAAGGGAGCAUUAUGGCUUUUAUAAUCCAAUGAUGCAAUGACUAUACCAGCUUACAGGAGUUCUCGGCAGGUGCUUUUUAUUAAUUGAUAAAGAGCUAAAGCUCGUUUUUGAUAGAUAAUAUAUAUUUAUUAAAUGUAUUAAUGUGUGUUUUAUAAUGUACCUUUAUCUUCCCCUGGCUGACUGUUGCAUACUUAUAAGAAAAAAAAAAAUCGUUACAGAAAUUUCAAGACAAUCAAUGUGUACCAUAAAUGACUGUAUAUAAAUAUUAUAAAUUUAAAAGGUUGUAAAGCAUGGGCAGAUAGGUUUUAUUUUCAAAAUGCUGUUCUUAACACAAAAAUAAAGGCUUUACUAUUUA